AUUUGUCGGCGCAGGGCUCUGGUCGGUGGUUCAGAUUAUUGUUUAUACAAAUAAUUUCAAUUGGGAGUGAAUAUUAUUUUAUAUUAAUGUAUAGCAGAUUUUCCGGAUAGUCUCUGCAAUGAGUGGUAAUGUACAUGGUCUCAGUUGGUUUCCCAACAUUCCAGAUAAGUUCGUAACAUGGGGCCAAGACAUCAAUUUGUAUGAAGUGCGCAAUAAGGCCGAAGCAGAUGUUAAGCCUCGUUUGCCAAAUAUCCCGGCAAAUUUUGUUGCCAUUGAAAAUCGUUAUCAGUACGCCAGAUGUGUUCAACCAUCAUACCACAAGCAUCGCCCAAUUAUUGCCGUUGGCUUGGGAGAUGGAAAAAUUGGCAUUUCUAAUUUUCACGAAAUGGUCGAUAACAGUUGGGAGUACACUCCACGCCAGCAACGUAUGUGUUUAUGUUUGGCUUGGAAUGAGACAGACCCAAAUAUUUUGGCCAUUGGCCAUGAUCGCUACAAGUCUGAUUCUUGUAUAACUAUUUGGGACAUUGAAAGGGGUUUACCGAAGGAGAGUAGUUCAAAUUUCUUUGGACUCUCCGAAUCCGCCCAUUCAUUGUGUUGGAACAAAAAUCACCGUGUUCUUAUUGCUGGCAUGAAUCAGAAACAAAUCAAACUAUACGAUUUAAGACAAAACACAUCCACAUUGCAGACCAUACAAACGAAAACCGUUUACGGUUUGGGUGUUGCACCAAAUGGCAAUUAUCUUUCUAGUUUUUUUGAUUCCGUUAUAAUGCUAUGGGAUCUGCGUUCCCUCGAUCGACCAUUGAAACAAAUACAAUCUGCUAAAAAUCAUCUACAACUGAGUUGGUGUCCUACGCGAUCAAGUCUACUGUCAUCGUUACAACGUGAAUCUCCCUAUAUUACACUCUACGAUAUACGUUGCGUAGAUGUGGAAAACAGUCGGGAAGUGUACAGUGUCAAGAAGCAGUUGCUACCAUUUCAUAACAAAUAUCAUUCAUCACAUAAAGGUUACUCGCUUAAUGCACUCUCCUGGCAUAACAGUGACUUUGAAAGGGCGCUACUGCUGUCAGAAACUGGCAGUAUUACGGACUUUCGUUUACCCUUGUCUAUACUAACAGCCUACAGUAACCACAAAAAAUUGCCGCUUUUAUUGCAACGUCCAUUAUCGGCACCCAAUUCACCAGCUCACAGCAGUAGUCAAACAGCUAGUCAGUCGUCUAGUACUCCAGAAUUUGCCAGUAUCGGUUCUUCGCUAAACUUUCAUGUAUACGACCACAAUUUGCUUGAGGAGGAUUUAGUAGAUGAAACUCGGGAACGAGCUUUAAGUGAUUACGGUCUAAAGAUGGAUGGAAAACGCUUGAGUGGAGAAUUUCAUUUGUCACCAUAUUUGAAGAAUGUAUGGUUAAGUUUGGCAAACUUGUAUCGUACCGAGGAAAAAUUAAUUGGUUUAAAAACGAUUUUGGGUUUUGGUAUGGGUCACACUUCUCAAGCUUUUAUGAACAUUUCACGCAUUGAAACUCAUGUUCUGCAAUGGCCGGAAUUUAUAAAUAAUUCCAACAACUUGGUAUGCUACAGAAGUGACCAACGUGAUACGGCAUUGAAACUGUGUGGUUGGCCUAUUGAUCAGGAUUUAGAUCGUUUUGUAAGCAACUUGUGUGAAAAUAAGGAAUUUAGCCGUGCUGCCAUGAUUUAUGUCUUCCAUUUGAAAAUUCUAGCGGCUUGUGAUAUUUUAUCGAAAGCUGUUGAUCAAACACGUGAUCCCAGCAUGUUUCGUAUAGCUGCCAUUGCAUUGUCCAGUUUCAACGCGGAUCGUUCUAGUACCGCUUGGCGCAAUCAGCGCUCAACUGCCAACACUCAAAUACAGGAUCCUCAUUUAAGAGCCAUAUUUUCAUUUCUCAUAGCAGACAAUGAAAAUUUUGAUUCCGUCUUGAUAGAAGAGGGUGUUUCUUUGGCUGACCGCAUGGCAUUUGCUUGCAAAUAUCUUUCUGAAUCGAAACUUUCCGACUACAUCAAGUUGCAAAUCCAAAAAUCAGUUGAGAAAGGAGACUUAAAUGGUUUAUUGCUGACUGGGGAAUCACAAGAUGGCAUUAAUAUACUACAGUCUCAUAUGGAUUCUACUGGAGAUAUUCAGACUGUUGCUUUAAUUGCCAUAAACUAUUUCCAUCGUGAACUUUUUGACGAUACAUUCAUACAAUACUGGAUAUCGAGCUACAUGGACUGUCUUAACUCUUGGGGUUUUUGGGAGAAGCGUGCUGAAUUGGAAAUAAAAAUAGUAAACCUACGCUCAACUAGUCGUACAGCUCGCACUGUAUAUUUGUCAUGUAAUUUUUGCGGUAAAUCGGUAUCGAAUGCUUUACAAGAUGAUGCACGCAUUCGUAAUGUUUCCUCGAAUGUUAACAAACUUUCGUCAUGUCCCAGUUGUAGAAAACCACUGCCUCGUUGUUCUUUAUGUUUACUGCAUAUGGGUACUACUCUAAAUGCAGGUCUUUCAGGAGAAGGUGGUCUCGAGAGUAUUGGUUGGCAAUCAAAACCAUUUUCAAAAUGGUUUUCUUGGUGUCAAACAUGUCGUCAUGGUGGUCACACUGAGCAUUUAAUGCAAUGGUUUAAGCAAAAUUCUGAGUGUCCUGUUUCCUCUUGUUCAUGUCGAUGUUUCGAUAUGGAUGUUACUAAUCCUGAAGUUACACAUGAUCUUUCGUAGUUGAUGUGCUUUUUUAAGCAGCUUUAUAAUAUAUGGCCUAAUUUUUAAUUAAAGACUUUUUUUUAACAUAUAAGA
Lucilia sericata (common green bottle fly) is the source of this 2770-nucleotide messenger RNA. It is a transcript of the gene mio, whose product is annotated as GATOR complex protein MIOS. The transcript has 11 exons. Gene Ontology annotation, molecular function: protein binding. Bases 119 to 2695 code for a protein of 858 amino acids. Gene Ontology annotation, biological process: cellular response to amino acid starvation; positive regulation of TORC1 signaling. Lineage: Eukaryota; Metazoa; Arthropoda; Insecta; Diptera; Calliphoridae. Gene Ontology annotation, cellular component: cytoplasm. The record is from RefSeq and is a predicted model, not a curated record.